AUGUAUGAAAUGAACAAUAUACUCGACAAGGGUUUGAAUGUAAAGCUAACGAAUGAAAAUAUUGUUGAAUUCACUGAGACAGGUGCUGUGUAUAAAGAUGUAGAACUACUGAACAAAAGAGCUAAGGGAAGAAGCAGGAACAUGAACAAAGGGUGGAAGCCUAUAAAAAUUUAUGUCAAUGAUGGCUCAGGAGGUUCAAACAUAAAGUAUGCAGAAAGUUAUAGAGUUUAUGCUCUCAAAGGUGAAAAGCCUUCAUUUAAGAACAGCUAUUCUAACGCAUAUCCUCAAAAGCUAACGGAUGGGGAAGUGGAUGAUAUGAAUGACAGCAAAAAUAUUAACAGAAAUGGCGACAGAGAUGCAUGGAAUUUGUUUACCAUCAGUCAAUUGAAGGUUAAACUUUAA
Molecule: messenger RNA, 402 nt
Organism: Trichomonas vaginalis G3
Lineage: Eukaryota; Parabasalia; Trichomonadida; Trichomonadidae
Exons: 1
Coding region: 1-402 (133 amino acids)
Source: RefSeq, a predicted model, not a curated record